Messenger RNA from Leptidea sinapis, 2105 nucleotides. RefSeq names its product UDP-glucosyltransferase 2-like. Bases 298 to 1857 code for a protein of 519 amino acids. The transcript is spliced from 4 exons. The record is from RefSeq and is a predicted model, not a curated record. Lineage: Eukaryota; Metazoa; Arthropoda; Insecta; Lepidoptera; Pieridae. Gene Ontology annotation, molecular function: UDP-glycosyltransferase activity.
AGUGUCAUUGAUAUUUAUAAGAAUUUAAUAGCAAUUUUUUAAAUUGUUUAUUAUUGAUUCUCAAUCAACACAUAAAAACUAUUCCUUUUAACCUGGGAAAAAGAGAUAAGUAAUUACAUAAGUUGUUUUCGCAAACUAGAAUUUUCAAGCAGAUUCAUUGUGUUUUAUCGUUGUGUAUAUUUAGAUAACUGAUAAUUAUAAUUUAUACACGCGUAAAGUAGUAUAUUAAAAAUAAUUAAAUUAUAUAUUAUAAUCUAACAGUCAAGUUAUAGUCGUUCCAAACGUAACUCAGACAACAUGUGCAAAUUAUUCAUAAUAACAGUAUAUGCAAUUAUAACGCAUAUAAGUGCAUCUAGGAUACUGGCAGUCUUUCCAUCACCUUCGAUAAGUCACCAAGUAAUAUUUCGUCCUCUUGUACAUGAACUGGUGCGACGUGGUCAUCACGUAACAAUUAUAACACCUGAUCCAGUAUUUGAUAAAGGAACAGCACCAAGCAAUUUAACAGAAAUAGACGUCCAUGAUAUAUCGUAUAAAAUAUGGAAAAAAAAUUUCGUUGAAAGCAGCGAAUUCGGCAAAGAAGAUAUUUUUAUUAAACAGACUGAAGCAAUACUUAACCAAUUUGGUCAUGUAAUUGAAGCGCAAAUGAAAACAAAAGAAGUUCAGAAUAUUAUAAACAACAAAGAUAUCAAAUUUUAUUUAUUGUUAUUGGAAGCUUGUGCGAGACCGGCUUUAGUAUUCUCUCACAUAUUUAAAAUUCCAGUUAUACAAAUAAGUUCUUUUGGAAUGAUGCUUGAGAGUGAUGAAAUCGUGGGAUUACCGACACACCCAUUAAUAUACCCAGUAUCAACGAACCAAAGAUUGUAUAAUUUAUCAAUUUAUGAAAAGCUGAUUGAACUAUACAAAUACAUGAGAUUAAGCAGAAUAUAUAAAAAAUUAGAGGAGUUGGAAUAUAAGCAAUUACAAAAGAUUAUUGGGAAUGAGUUGCCUAGUUUAAAAGUAUUAAAGAAUAAUGUUGAUAUGCUUUUUGUAAAUACUCAUCCAAUGUGGAAUAAUAAUCAACCUCUGCCACCUAAUGUUAUUUCUAUUUGGGGAAUUCAUGAAAAAAUACCGAAGGAACUACCACAGGACCUCAGAACAUUUUUGGAUUUAAGCAAACAAGGCGUAAUAUAUUUGAGUUUUGGCUCAAACGCUCCAUCGUCAAAGCUACCUCCAGAAAUAAUUCAAUUGUUCAUUCGGGUGUUUUCUAACUUACCAUACAACGUUUUAUGGAAAUGGGAGAAAAAUGAAUUGCCUGGCAGACCACAAAAUGUAAAAAUAUCAAAAUGGUUUCCACAAUCUGAUCUAUUGAAGCACCCAAACAUAAAACUAUUUAUAACACAAGGCGGUCUUCAAUCAACAGAAGAAGCCAUAAAUGCGGGAGUACCACUUAUUGGUAUACCGAUGAUGGCUGAUCAAUGGUAUAAUGUAGAAAAAUAUGUCUAUCACGGAAUUGGGAUUAAACUGGACAUAGACACAUUAAAUGAAGAACAAUUAAAAGCAGCAAUACACAAAAUCUUGAUGGACAAAAGUUACAAAGAAAAUAUUCUAAAACUUCGGACAUUGCUGAGUGACGAACCCCAAAAAGCCUUGGAUCGUGCUAUUUGGUGGACAGAAUAUGUGUUACGUCACAAUGGAGCCAAGCAUCUUCGAUCACCGGCAGCGAAUAUGUCUUGGAUCGAGUAUUAUGAAAUACAAUUGAUACUAACAGUACUUAUAUUCGUCUUUGUAUGCAGUAUCGUUUUUGCUGUUUCUGUUUUUAUCUUAUGGAAAUAUAUACUUCGCAAUUGCAUAGCAAAUAUGAAAAUUAAGACUGCGUAAUAUAUAGGAACGUAGAAAAUACAUGAUUGUCUCGUUCUAGAAGCAUUAGAGGAUAAUAUUAUAUCGAUAGAAGUUAUAUGGCUUUCAGCUUUGAUGACAUUUGGCAAGUUGGUACUGUCCUAUGUUAUCAGGGCUUGGAUUGUAAGAUAUCCUGUACUAACACUAGGUUUUAAGUUACUUUAUUACUAACAUACUAUGAUCCUUUGUUGGGCGAAAUAAAGAAUUUAGUAUUAUUAUAAUAAUCAUCA